AUGGAUCCAUUAAAAAUUCUAAACUCUGGAAUUAAAUCAGUUGUCAAGCCUAAUAAACUUGCAUACCUUCCACCUAGUGCUUUAGCAAUUAGGGGACGAGGGAAAAGCUUACAAUCUUUGGGAUCUGUAAGAGUUAGGGCUGAAGAAAGAACUCCAAUAAGCAAAAGUCUAAACAUCAAUCCAUCAACAUCUUAUCGAAAUGAUCCAAUACAGAAUAUUGAUCAAGUACCUCCUAGUUUCGAUCUAGCUGAAGAUAAUGUUCCCUGCUCUCCAGAUCUCGAACUAAUGCAAGAUGCUCAAACAAAUGAAAUAAGUGCAUGUGAGUCUGAAAAUGCAAAAAAAGUUAGAGGACCAAACAUUUGUAAAAAUGUUACACGACUCAAACCUGGAGAAAAGUUAAGUAUCAAUUUUUACCAAAAUCGAGUUGUUGGAAAAAAUUAUGCCUCAUUUGUGAGACACUUGGGUAUUUUAAUUCGUUAUCGUAAUAUGUGCCCAUUACGGGUGCACUCAUGGACAGACAUUAAAGAAGAUCAACUAGAGCACAUGUGGGAUGCUGUAACUUUAAGUAUUUGUGGAGUUUUAUUAGCUUUAUAUCUGACUUCUCAUACCGAAAAAGUAAGAUCAAUGCGCUAUAAUUAUGCAAAACAUGUGGAACUAUUAAGAUAAGUAUUUAGAGAGCUAUUAGCUAAUUGAGUUUAUGUUUAAUGGUACCUGUGAAAUAUUGUAGGAUAAAUUUAGCUGUGAAUACAUGAAUGCCAUGAAAGAACAUGUCCUUCAACACAUGAUAAGGUUGUGGAAUAACUGGAGAGGAUCACUUCACAAGAUUAUGAAGUCUAAGCCAUUUGGUGAUGCUCUAAGAGAUGUGCCAAGAGGGGUAGACACGAGUGAAUGGGAAUGGCUGGUUAAUGAGCAUUUCUUAAGUCACAAGUUUAUGGAAACAAGUAAAAGAGACAUUGUCAACAGGUUCAAGUUGAGUAUGCCUCAUUGUACGGGGAGUAAGCUUAUUAGAAAAAUUAUUUACGAAUUGGGAGGUAAAGAUGGUAAACCACCAAAAAUGGAUACGAUCUUCUUCGAGACUCAUAAGAAGGAUAACAAGCUUGUCAAACCUGAAACUAAUGCAAAAUAUGCUGAAAUCCAAAAAUUGGUUCAAUCUGAUUCUUCUCUUACAUAUAUUGAGGUUGUAGAAAAUUGUUUUGGACCUCAAUGUAAGAGUCAUGUAAAUGUAUUUGGUGGAGGGAUUACGGCUAAAGAGUUGAAAGGUGGGAACUCUUCAAAGGCUGCAUUAUUAGAUAGAUUGAAUGCACGUGAAAAAGAAAAUGAAUCACUAAAACGACGCAUGGAUGAGUUAGAGAACAAAUGUGAACGCAUGGAUGAGAUGGAGAGUAAAUAUUAACAGCUUGCGGGAGUACUACUUGGUCAACCUUCAACACCUGCAUCUUCAAGUGAUUAAUAGAUAGUACCAUUAAACAGGUUAGUAAAUCGAUUUUUCUUUCUCUUUGUGAUGUACUCAAGAUACAGGGAAGGACUUCGAAUGCUCAAUUUUUCCCUUAGCUUCUUGUUAUAACCUGCUUUCUAUUUACCAUGUACAAUUGAUUCCUGGGUGGGCCUUGAACACUCUCUUUCGCAGUAGAUAUGAGACCAAUAAUGCUAGGUGGGCCUCGAACACUCUCUUUUGCAGUGGCAUUUGAAUGUCUACUCUUUUUUUCAGAAAAUCUCAUAUUUCUCAUCCACAGACAGUGUACAAAUUCUGUGUGGACCAUUUUGAAAACUUGAGCUGCUUGUGUCUUUCCCUUCACACGCAUUGUAUCUUCGGUAUGAUGUUGGUCCCAUGGUAGGGAUUGAAUGAGCUUGGCGUGGAUCAUUGUCUUUGCACACUGACCCUUCCUGUCUUAAUUCUCAAUGCUGGCAUGCCUAUUUUAUCCAUGUUUAUUAUUCUCUUACAGUCAAUUGUUGGUUCAUUAAAAUUAUUCCACUGAAUCCCUUCCCGCUGCAUGAAUGCUUCAUGUGCCAUUGUGUCUUCUAGUUGAUGUAUUUCUCUGUAUCUAUGUACUAUAAUUCAUGUGUUGUUCCUUGAAGUAUAUGUAUCUCCCUAUUUUUUGUGUAUUCCCAUAGUAUUUUUCAAUCCUUAUUGAUCAUCCUUGUUAGGCCUAAUGAAUUUGAUUCCACCAACUCUUCAUAUUGGCAACUCAAGAAUGUUUUCAUGUACUGCUUCAUUUAUAUUAGAGAUUUUACUGUAGCAAGCAGAAAAUUUAUUAUGCCUCCAUCUUAGAAAAAAACUAAGUUGGUGCCUUUGGAAGUUCUCUCUAUUUUGGUCUGAUGGUUUUCAUAACUUUUCUUGUGUGAUUUCUUUAUUGAAUUGGUAGUCUGUUUCUCAAAUUUUGGUCUGAUGGUCUGUUUUGUUGUCAUUACAAAACCAUUGUUGAUCAUUGCAGAAAAUUGUUAAAUAUUUAAUAGAUGUAGGGAAGAGACUACAAGUUAUUGUUGACAUGCCUUCUUUUUUUUAAAACAUUAUACAAGUCAUAUGUUGUUAGUUGGAAUACACUUGUCUUGAUUUUGAAACUGCCCAUGUGCAUUAUUAGUUCCCAUGUCCAUGUACCAUUUCAUUUCAUAUCAUCUACUAAGUAUUUAGCUAUUACAUAUUCUUAUUGAGAGAUUCCUUACCUCAUUGUUUGAGGAGUUAUAUUUCUUCAUUUGGUAUACACAUAUGUUUCCAUAUGAAAUGUUUAAA
Messenger RNA from Solanum pennellii, 2728 nucleotides. RefSeq lists its product as uncharacterized. The coding region runs from base 749 to 1393 and encodes 214 amino acids. Lineage: Eukaryota; Viridiplantae; Streptophyta; Magnoliopsida; Solanales; Solanaceae. The transcript has 5 exons. The record is from RefSeq and is a predicted model, not a curated record.